AUGGGGUCAGCUGAUGUCGACAUCAUCACCGAACUCACCCAGUGGUACGAGGAAAGAUACAGCGAAAAGACCGAUAACGAUAUUCGCCUUGCCUACCUACUCUCGCCCGAGUGGGAAGCACUGGUAUACCCUCGCUUAGCCGCCUACGAUGACUUGGAAAAGAGGCGCCAGGCCGAAGGAGCUCCUCGACAGGAAUGGCAGGACGCGGUCGACCAGGACCGACGGUCGUUCUCACACCAUCAAAACAUGUACUUCAAGCCCAUCGAGCCUAGGCUCUGGCCGAUAUGUCCGCUGUGGGUUCAUCUCGCCAGAUACAAGGGACGGCCAGAUUUCGAUGCUCACCAGAGGCUACAUGGUUGGGCCUCUCUGCUCGACGACUGGGAGGAAAUACAGCGGCUUGUAAGGGAUGAAUCUGAGUUCUGCAACACACUGUCGCCCGCCCAGAGACGGUCAUUUGAUCUUCUCCAGUCAUGGUGGAAGGCGGCCUACUGCGAUGACGACCUCUUGAACGCUACGAUUGCACACCUGCAAAGCCGCCGGCCUUUCUGGACGAUAAACAACCCUUCCGCGGAUGAAAAUCUUUGUCUUGUCGCCAGUAGAGUCAAGACUGACACCUCCCUCUACCAUUCACACCUUUUCAGACUCUUUCUCCUGGAAUUCCAUCCGCAGUCUUGGGAGCCUUUUCUCUGCCAAGUCAAAUUAUUCAUGCUGCAGUCUGCGCGAUAUCGGUCUUCUUGUAUUGCGACAAUCCAAAAGCUUUCGUACCCAGUACUCCAUCCGAGCCGCUCCCUAGCGGAUGGGCAAGUUACAUAUCCCAUCGUGGUUCAGAAUGACGCGGAGCAUCAGACCAUAACUUCGGCACAGGCCAGCAUCAAUCCAUACUACCUAUGGGACAACAAGGGCCAAAAAACAGUGGCCGUCAAAGACCUACCCGAAUGCCCCCCAUACGUGUGCAUCAGCCACACAUGGGGUCGCUGGCGAACACGUACCGACACAACCGUUCCUGGAGUGCCGUGGCUGGUCCCAGAAAACACGCGGUACGAUGUACGCGAUCUUCCGGGGCAGCUCAAGGAACUAGGGUACCGAUUCAUCUGGUUUGAUCUCUUCUGCAUUCCUCAGGAUAGGAGCGAGAGGGCUGCCCUAGAGAUUGCAAGCCAAGCAUCCAUAUUCAAGGGCUCGAGCAAUUGUAUCGCCUGGAUCAACGACGUUGACUCCUGGCAUGGCGUAUUAGCCGCGUUAGACUGGAUGAGCCUCAGGUCACAGUCGCUCACGUCGACUCGAGAUACCAAUGCAAUCAAAGAAAGGAUGGCAGAAGUGACCCAAGCUGCCAAGGUGCCGAUGGAACUAUUAAAGAGAAAGCCCCGAGAUGAAACAGAAAACCUAGCCGACCUUGCUGAUGAUGUGACAGCAGGCGAGCCGACCUUUUGGAUGUCCUCAUUAUGGACUUUGCAAGAGUGUAUUCUCUGUCCCGAGAUCCAGCUUUACUCACGCACCUGGGCGAGACUGGAAGACAGAGGUGGUUCAGCAAUCUCGCUGAGAACGCUCAUGGUGUUUCUCAGAGAUACCCUACUUCACAACCGGCUAGAAGAACCCAUCGCAGCCCCCUUCAGCGAUCCUGUCAAACACGACUCGGAAGUUGCGAAUGAUCCUGGAAGGAAGCUCUAUCUCAAUGUCAGCAACUGGAAAUUUCCUAGGGCGGUAAGGGACCUCUACUAUCUUUGCAUGAUGACUCGACUCGACAAUGCCCUCACGAGCGGCUCGCCGACAACGAUCCUGACGAACGCCAACCUCCGGCAAUGUACGUCAAGCCGCGCUCCCGCCAUCAUGUCUGCCGUCGGCGUGACGGACUGGUACCUGGAAGGCAUGCAGGCGUCAAAGUCUGGCAAGGCCACGUCGCCGCAGCCCUUGGUCUUUGAGACCUAUCCCCUGGCCUUCCUACGCGAAGCCUCGCGCAAGUUUGGCGCAAUGUUCUACGAGAGCAUCGCCAACAACCUGUCUCGGAAGAGCACCACCCAAGAGCUACGGCGGGUCCUGCUCCGCAACGAGCGCGGCGGGACUAUGCUUCCCAUCUCCAGGUCCAAGGGCUGGUUCUCCAACAUUUCGGGAUCAUACGAGCACACCUACAUUGACCGCCGCGACCACGAGGCCGUGGCGGACUGGAUGGUCAACGAGGACGGCAGCGUGUCGAUGCCCUCGGCGGGCAUCGCCAUGACGUCGGAUGACGAGCCGGGAACGCGCAAACUUUCAGGGACCAUUAACUGUGUCCUCGCACAGACUGAUGCCGAGGGGAAGCUGGAGAUGUACACGUCAGUCGUCAAGGAUAUGCUGUCGACGCUCAAGGACUUGAGCUAUAGCUCUCGGCGUAUUUAUGCGGUCGCACUCUAUCAAGACAUGAGCUUUUUGCACGGCGUACUGCUGGAGAAGGUGCCGCUGUCUAUCUUUGGCAAGCACUAUCUCAAUAAGAUUGGGAGUUUUGUUUUGACAGACAUGUCUCUUCCUCCGACUUCCAAGGUCGACUGGAAGGUGUUGUAG
This is a messenger RNA of Colletotrichum orchidophilum, 2532 nucleotides long. RefSeq lists its product as uncharacterized. Bases 1 to 2532 code for a protein of 843 amino acids. The record is from RefSeq and is a predicted model, not a curated record. NCBI's taxonomy places the organism in Eukaryota, Fungi, Ascomycota, Sordariomycetes, Glomerellales, Glomerellaceae. The transcript has a single exon.